This is a messenger RNA of Perca flavescens (yellow perch), 882 nucleotides long. Its product is annotated as claudin-8. The transcript has a single exon. Gene Ontology annotation, molecular function: structural molecule activity. Gene Ontology annotation, cellular component: bicellular tight junction; membrane. The coding region runs from base 1 to 882 and encodes 293 amino acids. The record is from RefSeq and is a predicted model, not a curated record. NCBI's taxonomy places the organism in Eukaryota, Metazoa, Chordata, Actinopteri, Perciformes, Percidae.
AUGGCCUCUUACACUCCUUACAGUGGCUACGGCAAAGCCACUCCAUCUUACGCAGGCUCCUACUACGAUGAGAAGCAGGCCAAGACAUAUGCAGACUAUCAAGAAUCUGUAUAUGAUGAACAAAAGAAAAUUGAGAAGAAGGAACGUCGGGAUGCCAUCUAUUGUGAGGUAAUAGCCCUCAUCAUCGGUUUCGUUGGACUAAUCGGAGUGGCAGCCGUAACAGGCCUGCCGAUGUGGAAGGUAACAGCCUUCAUCCAGGAGAACAUCAUUGUCAUGGAGACCCGCUGGGAGGGUUUGUGGAUGAACUGCUUCAGACAAGCCAACAUCAGGAUGCAGUGCAAGGUGUACGAUUCCCUGCUGUUCCUGCCCCCAGACCUCCAAGCUGCUAGGGGUCUGAUGUGCAGCGCUGUGGCCGUGGCCACCAUCGCCCUCAUCGUUUCAGCCGUCGGGAUGAAGUGUACCAAAGUGGUGGACCAUAGGGCCCGCACCAAGCACAUUGUUCUCGUGGCUGGAGGCUGUCUGUUCCUUUUGGCUUGUGUGACUACCUUAAUUCCUGUAUCCUGGACAGCCAAUGUCAUCAUCAGGGAUUUCUACAACCCUCUGCUGAUCGAUGCCCAGCGCAGGGAGCUUGGGGAGGCUCUUUACAUCGGCUGGGUGACCUCAGCUUUGCUUUUCACUGCCGGAGUGAUCCUGCUGUGCCGUCACGCUCCCCGAACCCAGGACCCAGAAGAGAGGGUCAUUUACAACCCCAAUGGAAAUAUCUACCAACCUGGAUACGCCUACCAGCCCCAGACAUACACGUACCAGCCAGCUUACAGCUACCAGCCUGCCUACUCAGCACCCCCGCCAGGAUCUGUAGCAUACACACCAACUCAUUACUAG